GGCCUGUUUCGUUGAUUAAACUAAAUGUUAUGAGCGAGGAUUUCGGUCUAGACUCUAGCGGAAUGUACGAAUAAAAGGAACUUAAAAUAACAUCGCCUGAUAAGAAAACAUUUCGAAAUAUUGACCCCCCGCAGAUAACACUUCGCGGGCCUUUACUUUUCACACAGAACAUUUGACAUUCUAUACAUUUUGAAUCACAUAUACUAGGAUAAUGGGAAUAAUUUUCACUUAUACAUAGCGAAUAAUAUAAAAUAUACAUGUAGGCAGAUUGUUCAGGUUUUGAUGAAUGGCUAGUAUGAAAAAUAUCGUCACAGUAAUCUAAUGGAGAAUAGAAAAUACUGAGAAACGAUUUAAAAUUCUCAGAGAUUUUGCCCCAGUACUACGUAUCCAUUAGAGUUCGUCACGAUUAUUUUUUCUAUCUUUUUCUUAGACAUUCCCACGACGAGAGAAUGAUAAUUGGCGGGAAAAAAUAUGAUUGCCGAGUAAAAAAAAAACUGUUAUUGCAACUGAAACAAAGAGUGACAUAUCAGAAGUCGGGCUAGAAAAUCUCUCGAUACUUUUUAAACUCAGAAAGGUGAAGGUCACGGAAUGACGUUUUAUUUUUUUCUUGAGAUAGUUACGAAACAAGGUGUGUCUAGAUUCCUAAAUCGAAGGCUGCAUCCGGGCCACCGCAGGGAUCGAGUUACAGUUGGGGCGUGCGAAUGUCAAGGAACCCUGGGCUACGUCACGCGGCCGCGGACGCGCUCGCUCAGUCGCAGCCGACAUGUCUGCGCGUGCGCCCGCCAGCGCCAGUGUGUUCGUGAUCACCACGACCGCGCUCGCCGCCGCCGCCGCCGCAUUACUACCACACGGAAAUGACAUCGUGUGUAUUAAGGAUGGUCUCAGAGCGGACUACUCGACGGAGUGCCAGGAGUAUGUGCGCUGUUCGGACGGAGUAGUGAAACAGCGUUACGCUUGCGGACCGGGACGUCUGUUUAGUGAAAUAGCCGGGGCUUGCGUGUUGCGUCGACGAUACUCCUGUACCCGUAAGGUAUGCGCUCCCGGAGACACGUUCGCCUAUGCUACACCGGCAACUGCCUGCCGUCACUAUUACCGCUGUGAGAACGGAACGGCCAUCGACCACGCCUGCCCACCGGGAUCCUGGUUCGACUUAGCGAGGCAGGCCUGUUCCCGGGGGGCCGGGACUUGCUACGAACCCGUCUGUGCUGGAUUACCGGAUGGCGUGUUCCCGGACACCUCUCACGAAUGUCGAAGAAAACUGCGAUGCCAGGGUGCGGAACUGCGUGCCGUCAGCUCGUGUGUGGGACCGUGUUCAGACACCUGUCCUCCGCCACGAUCUGCAGCUGUUCCUCUACCGGCAGGAGACGCAGACUUCUGUUCAGAUGAAACUUGUUCUUCAUUUUGCCAACAAAAAGCGAACGGAGCUUACGCAGAUCGAUCGACCGGAUGCCGUGAGUACUUCGUGUGUGAAUCGCGGCGAGUCAUACGGCGAGGAGUCUGCGAACCUGGGCUAUUGUUUUCCGGAAGCGGAUGUGAACCAGCAGCUCAAAGCUAUUGCCCGCCACCUGCCCGAAGUCCUUGCUUUAAUAGACCGAACGGCCGAUACAGGGACUGGAUUGAUUGUUCGUCUUGGUACGAAUGCUACCGUGAAAGAGUAACCGCUCGAGGCACGUGCGAAGCCAACUUUGUGUUUGACGGUUUCGGCUGCGUUCCGAAAGGGGAUUUUUUCUGUGAAGGACCCGCAAUGGCUUCAGAAUGCGAGGGUAUGCCUAGUGGGACAUAUCAGGACCUGGGAUCGAACUGUACCAAAUACUACCACUGCGAGGGUUCGUUACGUACGAUUCUAUCCUGUCCGGAAGGCCAGAUUUUUGAUGGAGCAAGAUGCUCCUCAGAAUCUCAGUCUUUGUGCCCGAGUCUAGAACCAGAUUCCUGCUACGGCCGCUCAGACGGCCGUUACCGUUCCUCUGACACGGGUUGUCGCGGUUUCUAUUCAUGUAUCAAUGGACAGAAGGCGGUGUACGCCUGUCCAGUGGGCAAGGCGUUCGACGGUGACACGUGCGUCUCGUUUCACCCUUCAGUGUGUCCACGCGACGACUACUCAUGUUCCACUCUCUCGGAUGGAUAUCACGCAGAACUGGAGUCUAACUGCCGCAGAUACUUCUACUGCGAGGGCGGCGACCGAUUAGCGACAAGGUCCUGCCUCGGCGGGAAGAUAUUCGACGGUCACACGUGCGUCGAACCCUCACAGCACACCUGCGGGGCUCCGAGGAGGAGUACCUAUGAGAACGGCGGCAAGACCUGCGAAUCCGAAGGGUUCUUCGUGCAGUUGGGCACUGAGUGUAAAAAGUACUAUUUCUGUUUGACCGGCAUAAGAACGAGCCUGUCCUGUUCGGCGAGACAGCUGUUCAAUGGGCAAGUCUGCGUCCCCGAAGAACAGUACACCUGUCCAGGCUGAGGAAAUGAAUGUUUGCUCUGAAUUAACACUCAUGCCGGUGUAACGGCGACCUGCGAGAGAGGAGACUCCGGAGAAUACGACGUACCUGACACAAAGGCUGACACCCCGUGACAUUGACGUAUAUUAAUUUAUUACAAUUUCCGUAACACGAAUCAUCUGUUAGUUUUUAGUUAAUCAUUUAUUUGCAUAAAAACAUUUAAGCGACAUAUACAUCUAGUAAUUACACAGUGACUUUUAUCAUACAGUGUUAUUUUACAAACACAAAUAAGCUCUGUGAAUAAAAAAUAUACGAUAUAAUAACCUUACAUCCGGACCUUCAAGAAAUAAACAUCCAGCCAUAUCACGAGCCGGCGCAAACAACAUUAGCACAUGUAAUUUUUCAUAUAAAUAACAAAACAGAACCAGCCAAGACUGAUCACAUACAAAAUAGUGUUCAUAUAGUAUUUAAUAAAAAAUAUCUAGACUUAAUAUACAAUAAGUUUCUAGUUAUAAACAGAUGUUAAUAUAUAUAAACAUAUAUAUAGUUCUUUUAUUGGAUACCUUUGAUUGGUUACAGUGACAUUGGCAUAAAGCCUGAAGUACAUUCAAUGACAUAUAGAUUUUUUUAUUCGAUCAAAUAAGGCUAUGUUCAGGACAUCGAAGUGUUUUCUCAAUUUUAAAAUAACUCUAUCGAUAUAAUAACGUAUAACGUAGACAUAAACUCGCCUUACAGUUACAAUCAUGUCGCUAUAAAUUAAUACUAAAUUAGCUUCCGGGUCCGCGAUUUGGAAUAUAUUUUUUGUGUCUUUAAUUAACCAGUUGGUCCGUAGCGGAUAUUAAUUUAAAUAUACAUAACACCGAAUUUUAUCUGUGUAUCUGAUUUAAAUUGAUAAUAAAUACGUGUGUUUUUAUACAGGACAGAAUUAUAUAGAAGCUGCUAUAAGUAUGAUAAUUUUAAAAUAUUUCUCGUAUAAUACAUGUGACGACAAAAUAAGAAGCUUUCGUAGAAAUGAAUACUUAUAGUUUUGACCUAUAAUUCAUUGUUCAUUCCUAAUAAUUUAUAAUGAGACGUCGAAUCCUUAUUCAGUUAGUCUUUAAAUGAGACCAUAUAAUUUUUUUUUUGGUCUCGGACGUGUCACCGACACAACAAAUGGCGCGCAUGAACACAUUAACAUAUAUAUUUUUAACUACAACAUAUACAUUCAAUAUUGUUAAUACUAUACAGGGUGUGUGAAUAAGAGUUAGCAUUCACCACACCCUGUAUACAACAACCACUUCACAUAUAAAACGGAUAUCAGACAUCAAUUAAAUCUCUUUCGAACGUCUAGUCUACACCAGCCGAGUGACGAGAGAUUCAGUCUUAAUAUAACCAGAUAAAGUACAAUUUCGUUCGACCACUAACAAUUUCUUCUAAAGGUUUCCAUACAUAUGGUAUUUGAUUAACAGAUUAAUUGAUAGAAAUGCAAAGAAAAAU
Danaus plexippus (monarch butterfly) is the source of this 3908-nucleotide messenger RNA. RefSeq names its product peritrophin-48-like. Bases 764 to 2455 code for a protein of 563 amino acids. The record is from RefSeq and is a predicted model, not a curated record. Gene Ontology annotation, molecular function: chitin binding. NCBI's taxonomy places the organism in Eukaryota, Metazoa, Arthropoda, Insecta, Lepidoptera, Nymphalidae. The transcript is spliced from 3 exons. Gene Ontology annotation, cellular component: extracellular region.